Microthlaspi erraticum is the source of this 1868-nucleotide messenger RNA. The record is from the annotation of a GenBank genome assembly. NCBI's taxonomy places the organism in Eukaryota, Viridiplantae, Streptophyta, Magnoliopsida, Brassicales, Brassicaceae.
GACUCUGUCCUCUCCCGCCAUUACCGGCUCGUGGCUUCCUUCAGCAUAACUCUGAAGCUAAUCCUCUCACCGAUGACGAAGAAGAAGAAGAAGAAGACGACGACUUCUACUCACCUCUCGCGUCUCUAGCCGGUAACGAACCACGAGACUCCGGCUAUCCUUCAACCUCGGAUUCUCCGUCAAUGUCACCGUCCGCUACGAUUUCUCCGCCUUUGAGCUCGACGGCUGCACACUGGUCAACCCAAAACCGUCAAUCUCCGUCGCCGGAGAGACGGGUGAGGAGCAAUAAAAGAUACGGGCCGUCUCUGAGAAUGUUCAGCCUCUGGAAUCAGAAUUCAGGUUUCCCUCGAAUCUCCUCUGCUUCUACUUCGCCGGAAAGAGGUGCGAUUAGGACGCCCGACGCAUACGCUCGUUCCUCCAUGUACUCGUCAGUUUCCACCACGCCGGAUCGGUUUUUCCGGAAGGUUCUGGAGAGUUCGCCGCCGAGAUGGAACGAUUUCAGUCGAAAUGUCAAGUCUUUGUUCCUCUCUUCCACUCCUGCGUCGCCGGCUAGAGAUUUCUGUGUCGACAUCUCUGAAUCUUCUAGAAAUCUGAAACCUUCUUGGGAAAAUUCAGAGCUUCAUGUAAUUGAACAGAGCGAAUCUUCUCCUCCUGCUCCUCCUCCUCCGCAACGGCCACCUCCGCUUGUGCCACCGUCACAGUCUUUCAUGGUUCAGAAAUCUGGGAAGAAGCUAUCUUUUUCUGAGUUACCACAGAGUUGUUGGGAAGGAACAACAGAGCGACCAAGGCCAAAGCUGAAACCUUUGCCUUGGGAUAAAGUCCGACCAAAUUCUUGCCGGAAAAAUAGCUGGGGAAGUCUUAAAUUCAAUCCUCCAAAUGCUAAUCCAAAACGAAGAAGUCUUAGCUGUGAUCUUCCAAUGCUAAACCAAGAAAGCAGAGUUUUGCAUCCAAGAAAGAGUCAGAAUAUUGCUUUGCUGCUUACAACACUUGAGCUCACCACAAGUGAUAUCCGUCAGGCUCUUCUAGAUGGUCACUAUGAAGCACUCGGAGUUGAACUUCUUGAGAGUUUAUCAAGAAUGGCACCGAGUGAUGAAGAAGAAAUGAAGUUGAAGAGUUGUAGCAAUGACUUAGAGAUCAAGCUUUCCCCAUCAGAGAGGUUUCUCAAGGAACUGCUUGAUGUGCCUUUCGUGUUCAAACGUGUUGAUGCAUUGCUCUCUGUUGCUAACUUUAAUUCCAAGGUUGCACACUUGAAAAGAUCAUACGGCGUUAUACAGGCUGCUUGUGAGAAACUGAGAAAUAGCAAAAUGUUGCUGAAACUUCUUGAAGCUGUCUUGGAGAGAGAAACCAAGAGCGGGAAUGCUCAUGACUUCAAACUCGAGGCGCUUCUCGAGCUUGUUGAUGUCAAAUGGUUAGAUGGAAGAACCAGUCUCUUGCACUCUGUUGUAAAGAACACCUUAGAAGCAGAAGGCGUCAAAGGGAUAAAAGUUGUCGAAAAUCUCACUUCGGUACUUUUAGAUGUCGAGAAAGCUGCAGAAAUGGACUAUGGUGUUCUAAGAAGAGAAGUGUUGACGCUUUAUCAAGAAGUCCAGAGAGUGAGUGAGGUUCUGCUACUGAAUGAUGAGAGUGGAUGUAAUGAAGAACAGCAUUGGUGGAAAUUCAGGGAGUCGAUGACAGGAUUCUUGGAAAGCGCUGUAGAGGAGAUUCAAAAGAUUGAAACAGAACAAGGUUCCACGCUCUAUGCAGUGAAAGAGAUCACAGAGUAUUUCCAUGGAGAUUCAGCAAAGGAGGAAGCACAGGUUUUGAGAGUUUUCGUGAUCUUGAGAGACUUCUUGUCCAUUUUAAAUGGAGUACGCAGUGAAAUGGCUUAG